GCUGGUUUUUUCUCCAAAAACUUGCAACUGCCACUCCCUAUAUAUACAUCUCUCUUUCUCCAUCUUCUCUUCAAGUUUCUACCCAUUAAUUUCUUCUUCUCUAUCACAUUCUGUCAAUUUCUUACCUACCCAUAUGUCUCAUGCAGUGGGUGCUGUACUCCAUCGUCCUGAUGAAGAAGAUCAUCAGUAUCAUAAAGGAGUGAAGUAUCUCUGCGAAAGAGGGAUAACGAAAGUUCCUACAAAAUACAUAUUACCAGUACUGGAACGUCCUAAUACAGGGAACAAGGAUGGUAACUUCUCUAAUGAUCAUGAUCUCAGUUUACCAGUCAUCGAUUUUGCACAAUUACAAGGCUCAAACAGAGUUCAAGCUCUCCAAUCUCUUUCCAGAGCUUGUGAAGAAUAUGGAUUCUUCCAGUUGAUAAACCAUGGCAUUUCAAGUGAAGCUACAAGUAGUAUGGUUCAAGAGGGUAGGAAAUUUUUUGAGCUCCCUUUUGAGAAGAGAUCCAAAUACAUGUCCAAAGACAUGUUUUCACCUGCAAGAUAUGGAACGAGUUUCAACCAGAACAAAGAUAGGGUGUUUUGCUGGAGAGAUUUCUUAAAGCUUAAUUGCCAUCCCCUCUCUGAAACUCUUCCUUUUUGGCCUUCCUCUCCUUCAGAACUAAGGGAAGCAGCGGUUAACUACUCUAAACAAACAAAAUUCUUGUAUAUGAUGCUUGUGGAGGCAAUCCUGGAGAGUUUAGGACUUGUGGAAAACAACAAAAGUGGUCCUGAAAACGAUAGUUACUUAAAUGAAUUUGAAGAUGGAAGCCAAAUCAUAGUGUUGAAUUGCUACCCUUCAUGUCCUGAACCUGAUCUAACUCUUGGCAUGCCACCCCAUUCUGACUAUGGCUUCCUUACACUGCUUCUUCAAGAUGAAUUAGUUAAGGGUCUUCAAAUUCAACACCAAGGGAGAUGGGUAACCGUGGAACCCAUUCCUAACUCUUUUGUCAUUAACGUGGGUGAUCAUCUUGAGAUAUUUAGCAAUGGGAGAUACAAAAGCGUACUUCAUAGGGUUCUUGUCAAUCACGCAAAGUCUAGAAUCUCCAUUGCUUCAUUGCACAGUUUACCUUCCAGCAGAAAGAUUCGACCGUCUCCGAAACUCAUCAACGAGGACAGUCCAAAGCUUUACAAAGAUACAGAUUUUGCAAGUUUUAUGGAAUACAUUACAUCGUGUGAACAUAAGAAUAAGAAUUUCUUGGAAUCCAGGAAACUGAAUGUUGGAAACGAAAAAUAAACCAGAGCAGUGUUGUCCUUUUGACUUUUUGUAGGACAAAUAUUUAUUAUCAUUUAUCUAUAGCCAGCAAAGAUAAUAAAAUGAGUGAGAGAGAGAGAGAAAUUGUAUUCUAGAUUUUUAUGGAGAAUAAAGGCUUAUAUCUACUUCUCUAUCAA
This is a messenger RNA of Hevea brasiliensis (rubber tree), 1428 nucleotides long. RefSeq names its product probable 2-oxoglutarate-dependent dioxygenase SLC1. The record is from RefSeq and is a predicted model, not a curated record. The coding region runs from base 134 to 1273 and encodes 379 amino acids. NCBI's taxonomy places the organism in Eukaryota, Viridiplantae, Streptophyta, Magnoliopsida, Malpighiales, Euphorbiaceae. The transcript has 4 exons.